Messenger RNA from Colletes gigas, 4607 nucleotides. RefSeq names its product protein draper (gene drpr). NCBI's taxonomy places the organism in Eukaryota, Metazoa, Arthropoda, Insecta, Hymenoptera, Colletidae. Bases 298 to 3303 code for a protein of 1001 amino acids. The transcript is spliced from 18 exons. The record is from RefSeq and is a predicted model, not a curated record. Gene Ontology annotation, molecular function: protein binding; scavenger receptor activity.
UAGAGAGUGUCGCGUGAGUUUAGGUUCAAACUCUUUGUACCAAUUACCGUUUUCUUUUUCUUGUUUUCUGUUUAUUUUACGUGCUCGUGCUCAUACACUUUUGGAUUACCGGACGGGAAACUGUCGCAAAGUUCGGAGACAUGCUGGUCAUUCGGAACGUACGCAGUCCGUAAAGUCGAGAUACACGAAUAUUCAAUAGGAUAUCAGGAGUGUAAAGAAAUGUUAUUUAAAUAUAUGUAUAUAUGUGUAUUUGUUGAUUGUUGUUAGAGUGAUAACUUAUCACUGAGAUAAGUCACGAUGGCUUUAUCGAUUUGGUUAGUGGUGUCGAUCACCGUUCUGGGAACGGCUCGAGCGCUAGAGGGGCCGAAUAUAUGCACCAGACAAGAAGCGUAUACGAUAACAGUGACGGUAUCGGAGCAGAAACCUUACACGAUACGGGAGAAUACCUGGUGCUUCAGCUUUCCGCCAAGAUGCUCCAAGUACAAAGUCGUGUACAAGACGAUGUACAGGACAGAGGAAAUAAAGAAGACCAGACCCGUGGAAGAGUGUUGCUCGGGCUACACACAGACCACGUCCGGCGAUCGCUGCAUACCUAUCUGUUCCAAGGACUGCGUUUAUGGCACUUGCAUGGCACCAGACUUUUGCAAGUGUGAGUCAGGGUAUGGAGGCCCGUUAUGCGAUUUCAAGUGCCCGCCUGGGAAAUGGGGCAAAUCUUGCGAGAGCGAUUGCAUGUGCCAGAAUGGGGCUACCUGCGAUCCCUUCGAUGGCAAGUGUAUGUGCACCAGAGGUUGGGCUGGUCGCUAUUGCGAUGAAAAAUGUCCUUCGAACCGAUACGGACAGGACUGUGGCGAAGAAUGUCGUUGUAGAAACGGUGGAAGUUGCCAUCACAUCUCUGGCGAGUGCCAUUGCGCUCCUGGCUAUACGGGACCCCUCUGUGACGAUUUAUGCCCGCCUGGGAAACACGGCGAUGAGUGCAAAUCAGAGUGCAGAUGUCAAAAUGGCGGUUCUUGUAGCCCCACCACCGGCGAAUGCUACUGUACCCCCGGAUGGAUUGGCUCGGUCUGUGCGAAUCGUUGCCCCGAAGGUUUCUGGGGCAAAAAUUGCUCUCAAACCUGUGAUUGCUACAACGAAGCGGGCUGUAAUCACAUCGCAGGGGAAUGUGAAUGCAAACCUGGCUACUACGGCGACAAGUGCUUGCACAUAUGCCCCAAGGGAAAGUUCGGUUUGAACUGUACCGAUAAUUGUACCUGUGAAAAUGACGCAGCGUGUUCUCCGGUUAAUGGCAGUUGUGCGUGCAGUUCCGGUUGGAUGGGUGAAAAGUGCAAUAAACGUGUCUGCGAGGACAAAUAUUGGGGGCCCGGUUGCUCGAAGGUCUGCGACUGCGACAACGACAAUACAGAACUCUGUCAUCCUUGGACGGGGAAGUGCAUUUGUAAAACUGGCUGGGACGGUGACUCUUGUGCCAGGCCAUGUCCGUUUUACACGUACGGCAAAGGCUGUCAGCAUCGUUGUAACUGCAAGAACAACGCGCAAUGUUCGCCAGUAAACGGAACCUGUAUCUGCGCGGCGGGAUACAGAGGUGAGGAUUGUAGCGAAAUAUGUCCCGUCAACACAUACGGCGAGAACUGUGCGCAGAAAUGCGUCUGCAAGAACGGCGCCACUUGCUCGCCCGAGAACGGAUGGUGCAACUGUACGGCAGGAUGGGUUGGUGUUUCGUGUAAUCGUCCCUGCGACGACAAAUCAUACGGCAAGGACUGCGAGAACCAAUGCGAAUGCUUUAACAAUGCCGCCUGUAAUCCCCAAAAUGGCACAUGCACGUGUGCAGCUGGUUUCACCGGCCAAUUUUGCCAGGAUCGUUGCAAUAAUGGAACAUUCGGACAAGGAUGCACUCAGGUCUGUGAUUGCCACGAGGAGAACAGUUUGGAGUGCGAUUCUGCCACCGGUCGUUGCAUCUGUAAGCCAGAGUGGCGAGGGGUCCGCUGUGAGACAAAGUGCCCAGAAGGCCUUUAUGGCGACGACUGCCAUUCACAGUGCAAUUGCAUGAACAAUAGUUCGUGCGAUCCGCAAACGGGCACAUGUAUUUGUGCCAGAGGCUGGGACGGAGUUGACUGUUCUCAACCUUGCAAAGAAGGCUGGUACGGUGUGCAUUGUAAAGAAAGAUGUCCAGAGAAAAUGCAGGGUAACAUGACCUGCGAUCAUGUCACUGGUGAAUACGUAUGCCGGCCAGGAUACUUGGGUCUAACUUGCGAACAUCCUUGUCCGCCUACUCGUUAUGGACUGAAUUGUGCCCAUCAUUGUCGGUGCAAGAAUGGUGGAGAAUGUCAUCAUGUGACAGGUGUGUGCCAGUGUCGACCAGGUUGGCAAGGUGACCACUGUCAAACACCCUGUGCAGAGGGGAUGUAUGGCAUAAAUUGCACUCAACACUGUACAUGCCAACAUGGGGGUAAAUGCAGGUCUAACGAUGGUCAUUGUCGUUGUGCACCCGGUUGGACCGGCACCAAAUGUACAGACACCUGUCCAGAAGGAUAUUAUGGGGAUCACUGUAUGGAACCAUGCGAUUGCAAGAGCGACUUCUUCACCUGCCACGCUGCCGAGGGUUGCAUUUGCAGACAAGGAUACGGAGGUCCAAAUUGCGACGAAGAAUUAUUUGCGCAUAACAUUCAACAAAAAGAUGAAGGCGGAUACGGAAGCAUGGUUGCAGGAUUUUUAUUCGCUGCUGUCGUUGUCGCUGCUAUGACUUUGGCGGGUUGGAUAUAUCACCGACGCAGAGUAGCAGAUCUGAAAAAUGAAAUUGCACAAGUGCAAUAUAUCGCCGAGCCUCCAUCCCCGCCGGAACAAACGCAGUUCGACAAUCCCGUGUAUGCGUAUCAGGGUUCCUCCAAGUUCGACGACGGAACCACUACUUUAUUAAACAACUUCCAGUUCAGAAAUAACCUUGGAACAAGUAAGAAAAUAAAUAACGAGAAGGCCAUACUUGGGUUAAGCAAUUGCAUGGACGAUGAUGACGAUUGUAAAGGGUCGUAUAGUCGAUACGAUAUCAAGAAUAGAGACGCAGACAUGGGGAACCCGAAUCUUAACGUGUACCACAGUAUUGAUGAAAUGGACGGGAAGAAGGUUGAACACGUUUACGAUGAGAUAAAGCAGAACAACGACGAAUCGGAGUAUGAUCAGUUGGACAACCCAAGGCCAGUCAGUAGUUAUAAUCAGUAUAAUCGAAUGCCCAAUGGUUUCUGUUCGAACUCUUCCGAUAGUGCAGGACCCAGCAAGGUCAAGGAUAAGGAUAUAGAGCGUGGCGAAACUUAAAAUUUUCCAGGUUAAAUUAAACAAUAAUUUCCCCCUUUCAAAUACGUGUGUUUCCAAUGUGAGUUUAAAAAGAAGGAUAUUAAAAGCAUAACGCUUCUGGUACUUAGCGUAUCGAUGCUUUACAUUUCUCGUUUCAAAGACAGUUUUCAUGUAUCGUUAACCGUGAGCUCCGAGAAAAUGUGUUGAAAAUUGAAAUAUUCCCGUUUAGAAGGAUAGAAAUGUAUUUUAGUUGCUCAGUGUAUCAAACAUGUACAUAGUUUGGGCGAUACGACGCGAAUGGUUAAAUGAAUAUUUUAUUUAUAAAAUCAUAUACUCAUAGUAAUCGUUCACUUUUAGCGGUUUUUUCUCUGUCUGUCGCGUAACGCGACGUUCAGCGACGACGGAUGCAAUAUUAUUAAAUCGUUGAUGUAAAGUAAGGCGGUGUAAUCGGCCUUUUAACAACUUACUCGGAAGAGGAUUGAAUGUUUAUUCGUUACCAUAAUUAUAUAUAGUUGAGAGCGAAGCUUAAGAGAUUGUUAGGUACAAUGAUGUGAUAGAAUUGUGCAAGAAAAGUUUGUGAUGUUUAUAGAAACGAUACAAAAAAAUUAUUACUUAAAAUGGCAGGUUUUAAACUUUAGGGUAGCAAUUUCCAAACUUUUUGAGAAAAUAUACUUCGAGAGUUGUUGAAUAUUGAUAGGAAGAAAUAUUUAACUGAUACAAAUCUUCCUAUAUUAUAAAUUUUAAAAACGUUCCCCUUUGGAGUCGCGUUCUCCACUUUGGGAGACACUGUGUCGCAGUGAAAAUGUGAUCGCAAAUAUUUGCAUACGAGAAUGCCUUACAAAUUUGGAAGUGAUACGUACGACAAAAUUCUAUAUAAUAAUCAUUUCAUAAUCAGUAGGUGUAGCGAUCGAGUUUCGAAUACUCAUUGAUAAAUCUAUAAGCGAGUCCUUUAAUGCAUCUCAACUAGUAAGUCUCUUAAUACGUGUCUCUUGUAAGUGAAUUGGUAAACGUACAAAAUCGCCAUGUAAGUCUGUUUAAGCUUAAUAAGAGACCGAUCUAACGAUCUCAUACAAGCGUACGAUUCGAGCAAUAUCUUACCAUUGAUGUUUCAUAUCUCUUUUUCGCAUUUUAUUCGGUCUACAUUUCAAUAAUUAAGGUAAUACCAUAUCAAUAUGCAUUAGAAAGCACGUGUCUUAUUUGUGUACGUAUACACAGAUAAAAGCAAUCGAUGGAAAUCAUUAGAGAUAUUUCUAUAAAUCAUAUUUAUUCCUUUUUAUAUUAGACAAUAUUCGAAGCCUAUUUUUUAAUUUCUAAGAAAUGUCUAU